Messenger RNA from Funneliformis geosporum, 463 nucleotides. Lineage: Eukaryota; Fungi; Glomeromycota; Glomeromycetes; Glomerales; Glomeraceae. The record is from the annotation of a GenBank genome assembly.
AUGAUUCAGACAAUUCCAAAAAAGGCAAGCGCCUUAGAAUUACAGUCAGCACCAACAGGUGAAUUAGUUCGUGAUGGUAUACACAUUUCUAGCAAUAUGAAUCCAGUAAACUCUGAAAGUUUUUAUGUAGUAUUCAUCAUGGAAGAUGAUUAUGAUGAAGGUGAGUUAUUAGCAGUAACAAUUCAAGAAACAAAGCUUGGUCUAGUUGGUGAAAUAAAUAGACAAUCGUUACAAAUGUUAGGUGAUACAUCACAAACCGAGCCUCUCCAAAUGACAUUUGAAUUUCAAAAAUUUUGUCCAUUUCUAGUAAAAGUUGAAAUUCAAAAACUAAGCAUUUAUUGGUUCCGACAGAUCAUAGCCACAACACCAGUUUUUUGGGAACCAAUUUGUUUAUUUUUCCCAUUUUACAGAUGGGAUUUUGUAAAUCUUAAGCCACAACGGGUCGGGUUGCAAGCCAACAAAG